Molecule: messenger RNA, 945 nt
Organism: Arachis duranensis
Lineage: Eukaryota; Viridiplantae; Streptophyta; Magnoliopsida; Fabales; Fabaceae
Exons: 2
Coding region: 1-945 (314 amino acids)
Biological process (GO): DNA integration
Molecular function (GO): nucleic acid binding
Source: RefSeq, a predicted model, not a curated record
AUGUGUGAUGCAAGUGACUUUGUAAUUGGUGCUGUAUUGGGACAAAAGAAAGACAAGCUGCAUCAUGUUAUAUACUAUGCUAUCAAGGUGUUGAAUGAGGCACAGAAAAAUUAUACCACCACUGAGAAGGAGCUUUUGGCAAUUGUUUAUGUAUUUGAUAAAUUCAGGCAAUACUUGAUUGGUUCAAAGGUUAUAGUAUAUACUGAUCAUGCUACUCUCAAAUAUGGAGUGCCUAAGGGUCUUGUCAGUGAUGGUGGUAGUCAUUUCUGUAACAAACAGAUGGAGAAACUACUUCACAAAUAUGGGGUGAUGCAUAAAGUAGCUACACCAUAUCAUCCACAGACCAAUGGCCAAGCAGAGCUUGCAAAUAGGGAGUUGAAGAGGAUUUUGGAGAAGACAGUGGGGAGUACAAGAAAGGAUUGGGCCAAAAAAUUAGAAGAUGCUCUCUGGGCAUAUAGAACAUCAUUCAAAACCCCUAUUGGAAAGUCUCCUUUUCAGGUGUUAUAUGGAAAGUCUUGUCACCUUCCUGUAGAGCUUGAGCAUAAAGCUUUCUGGGCUACCAAACUCCUCAACCUUGAUUCUCAAGCAGCAGGAGAGAAGAGGCUAUUGCAAUUAAAUGAGUUGGAGGAGUUUAGACUGGAAGCCUAUGAAAACGCUAAGAUAUACAAGAAAAAAUCUAAGAGAUGGCAUGACAAGAGGAUCUCAAAGAAGGAGUUCAAACUAGGACAGCAAGUACUCUUGUAUAACUCCAGACUCAAAGUUUUCCCUGGCAAACUCAAGUCUAAAUGGACUGGUCCCUACUUGGUGACAAAGGUUCUUCCUUAUGGAAGCCUUGAACUGCUAGAUGAAGCAAGAAAGAGCAAUUUCACAGCAAAUGGUCACAGGGCAAAGCAUUACUUGGGAGGCCAUUGGGACAAAGAGAAGGAGAUUCAUAAAUUAAGCUGA